AUGGAUCUGAAGCGGCCGGGUGGAGGCGGAGGUGGAGGUGAUGUGAUGCUGGGCGCGGAGGACGAGAGCGGACAGCCCAUUUCGGCUUUAUCCAUCCUUUCCCUGCUGGAACGGGUCUCCACCAUCAUCGACAGCGUCCAGGCCAGCCAGCAGCGGAUGGAGGAGCGCCAGCAGCAGCUGGAGUCCAGCGUGAGCGCCGUGCAGUCCGACCUGCUCAAACUGGCUCAAGAUCACGGUUCGACCGCAACCACCGUCGACAAGCUGCUGCAGAAGGCCCGACGUGUGAGUGCACAUGUCAAAGAGGUUCGCUCACGUGUGGAGAAACAAAACGUUCGCGUGAAGAAAGUGGAGACCACGCAAGAUGAGCUCCUCACCAGGAACAAGUUUCGUGUUGUUAUCUACCAGGGUGAGACCGAGGUGCCAUCCGUGGCUGUGACUAAGACUCCAAAAGGGGCGGGGCUAGCAGGACUGGAGGUGGAGCCUGAUGAGUACGAUGUGCCCGCUGACCUCUCGUCUGAUGAAGAGUACAUGGUGGUGGAAGAGGCGGAGUCCUCCCGUGCCACACGACUCAAACAGUCAGGGUUAAAAGGCAUCGAGAACAUCAAAGCUGCGUUCUCCAAGGAGAGCAUGAGCAAGACGAGGGAGAAGACGCGUGAGAACUUGAGUAAGACAAAGGAGAGUCUGAGCAGAACCAGUCAUAACUUGGGCACCAAGAUCAACACUCUGGGAGAGAAGAUCGUGCCCCAGGAGCAACGAGAACGCAUCAAACAGAGCAGCGAACGCUUGAAGGAAAACAUCACGAAGAAGGCGCCAACAAAAGAAUCCUUCAGGAUCAAACUGAAGAAGGAACGCACUGUUGCCGAGGGACAGGAGGGGGCGGAGCCUGAGCCUGCUGUGACUCCACCUAAAGGGAAGAAGCCCAGCCCAGAAGUCACUUACACCGAAGUAGUUACUGAGAGCAAGAGGGAGGGGCCUGUCUCUGAAGAAGGAGCCACUCGGAUCCCGGAGUCAGAGUGA
This is a messenger RNA of Chanos chanos (milkfish), 1017 nucleotides long. It is a transcript of the gene cavin4a, whose product is annotated as caveolae associated protein 4a. Gene Ontology annotation, biological process: regulation of gene expression. The transcript is spliced from 2 exons. The record is from RefSeq and is a predicted model, not a curated record. NCBI's taxonomy places the organism in Eukaryota, Metazoa, Chordata, Actinopteri, Gonorynchiformes, Chanidae. Gene Ontology annotation, cellular component: caveola; cytoplasm. Bases 1 to 1017 code for a protein of 338 amino acids.